This is a messenger RNA of Chrysoperla carnea, 1297 nucleotides long. Its product is annotated as carnosine N-methyltransferase. Lineage: Eukaryota; Metazoa; Arthropoda; Insecta; Neuroptera; Chrysopidae. The transcript is spliced from 4 exons. The coding region runs from base 86 to 1186 and encodes 366 amino acids. Gene Ontology annotation, molecular function: S-adenosylmethionine-dependent methyltransferase activity. The record is from RefSeq and is a predicted model, not a curated record.
GCAAAUAAAAUUCUCAAUACCAAAGAUGUUUAUUUCUUUUGUUAUGUGAUAAGAUAACUAAAAACUUAUUAAAACAAAAAUAAAAAUGGCUACAAAUGGUUCUGGAGAUGAUGUUGAGCAACAAGAAUGGAUACAUUUUAAUUCUGUGUUGAGAACUUUUCAAAAUUAUAAAUUAGAAUCUUUAGAAAGAGUUUAUAGAUCUGAACAAUAUUUAAAUCAGUUACCAGAAUAUCAUCAAGAAUGGUUACAAUCUUAUCGAAGUGAUCUGCAAAUUAUUAAACGUUGUAUCGAACACAAUUCUUCCAUUAUUGAUAUUAUGACAAAAGAAGCACCAAGUAUGUUUGAAAAUGUAAGAGCUGUCGAUGCGAAUAUUUCAUCUGCUUCGUAUGGUACUGUAGGUGAAGUUCUCGCUGAAGGUGUUGAUAAAGUACAAGCAACGUUAAAACAAUUAGCACGUGAUUGGAGUUCAAUGGGCGCAGUGGAACGAUCACAAUGUUAUCAACCGAUAAUAGAAGAAAUUGAAAGAAAAUUCUUAAAUAAUGCGAUAGAUCCAUCACAAAUAAAAAUUCUUGUACCUGGUUCAGGUUUAGGUCGACUUACAUACGAAAUAGCAUCACGUGGUUUCGUUUGCCAAGGCAAUGAAUACAAUUUAUUCAUGUUAAUAGUAUCAUUUUUUGUUUUAAAUCGAUGUACAGAGUUAAAUAGUUUUACAAUAUAUCCAUGGGUCCAACAACAUGUAAAUAAUUUAAGUGUUAAACAUCAAACGGCUGCUGUUACAUUCCCUGAUAUUUCACCAAAUUCGAUAUCGGGUAAAUCGUCUGGAUUUUCAAUGGCCGCUGGUGAUUUUUUAGAAGUUUAUAAAGAAGAACAAGUAUGGGAUUGUGUUGCUACAUGUUUUUUUAUUGAUUGUGCUCAUAAUAUUGUAGCGUUUAUUGAAACAAUUUAUAAAAUUUUAAAACAUGGUGGUUAUUGGAUUAAUUUAGGACCUUUAUUGUAUCAUUAUUCUGGUGCACAAUCUCAACCAAGUAUUGAACCUAGUUUUGAAGCUGUGAAGAAAGCUAUUUCUUGUGUAGGAUUUAUUAUGGAGAAAUGUGACACUCGUGUGAAAAGUAGGUAUUGUCAAAAUCCUGCAUCCAUGCUACAAUAUGAGUACGAUAGUGUAUUUUUCGUUUGCCGUAAACUAUAGUUUUAUAUACAAAAUUUAGAACCAUACCAAAUAAUAGACUCUCUUACAAUUUAAUAGAAAUCUUAGAUUUUAUAAAUAAUUUGCAUUGCUUGAUUUUCAAUUUUAUUCUUU